Metopolophium dirhodum (rose-grain aphid) is the source of this 5370-nucleotide messenger RNA. RefSeq names its product dual specificity protein phosphatase CDC14C-like. The record is from RefSeq and is a predicted model, not a curated record. Gene Ontology annotation, biological process: cilium assembly; microtubule cytoskeleton organization; regulation of exit from mitosis. Gene Ontology annotation, molecular function: protein serine/threonine phosphatase activity; protein tyrosine/serine/threonine phosphatase activity. Bases 751 to 2601 code for a protein of 616 amino acids. NCBI's taxonomy places the organism in Eukaryota, Metazoa, Arthropoda, Insecta, Hemiptera, Aphididae. Gene Ontology annotation, cellular component: spindle pole; mitotic spindle; centrosome. The transcript has 13 exons.
GUUUCUGUCAAUACCCAAGUUAACAUAGGAACUAAUUUAUAAAUUGCCGCCGAUUUUUAAGUACCUAUCAAAAAUUAAUUUUAAAAGUCGGAAUAGGCCGGCGUAUUCGCUAUUUGACGGCUGCCCAUGGUAACGCCCGUUUCAGACGUGUUUGGGAACCCUGCAUUUUGUUAUCAGCUAGUAGAACAUGUGUAUAAUAACAAGAUGUUGAUGUAGCAUGACAAUAUGUACAUACAUCAUCUAGUUAGGUAUGUAAAUUGAAAAUAGAAAUAAAAACGCAGAAUUUAAUAACACAACACAGACACAAUGCAAUUAAUUAUUACUACCUACUACCUAUUUGAUGUAUUAUAUUAUUUUAUCGUAUGAAGUGUUCAACAGUCGGUGUAGUGGCAGAAGUAAUUGGUAACCAGUGUGUAAUAAUUAAUAUACUAAUGUCGGGUCAAUUACUGUGUACCUACCAAAAAUAUUAUUUUACGAGCUACCGGUUGAAAUGUGUCGACAUAAAUUGUUAUUGCAUGUAAACAUAAGCAAUACAAACUGAAAUAGUAUACAAAGUAUAGAAGCAUGCAUAAUAAAGAAUACAAAUUAUAGAAUCCGGAAGGCACACCUACGUUAAUAAGAUGGGCUUUCGUUAAAUUAGCAGUGUAGGAUGGAUGGCGGAACACCAAACAUCUUCAUCAUCAGUACUUGUAUUAUAGCUACAUAUUAGUAGGUACCACUCAGUUUAACGGAAAAAUAACCGACUAGAAAAUGUCAGCUGAAUUCAAUAAUCUGAUGGUUAGUGAUAACGCUAAUAGAUUGGAAGUAGCUGAACUAUCAGAAUUUAUUGAAAAUCGGCUAUAUUUCAUGGUAUUAUCUAAUCAUAAGGGUCCCACAACGCUUCAGAAUUUUAAGGAUUGGAAAAAUUCAUUAAAAGAUAAUGAUGUAUUUUAUUUAAAUGUUGAUGACCAUUUGGUGUAUGACGGUUUUUAUAGCGACUUUGGUCCUUUAAAUUUAGCAAUGAUAUAUCGUUAUAUUGGUAUAGUACGGGACAAAUUUAAAGUAUAUAAGAGAGUUAUUCACUGUGCUCAUAUUGGUGAUCAAAAGAAAAGGUCAAAUGCAGCUUUUCUUAUUUGUGCAUAUUUGAUAAUUGAAAAUAAUUGGACAGCACACCAAACAUAUAAUAUACUAUCAAAACAAUAUCAACAUAAAUAUAUACCAUUUAGAGACGCAUCAUGUUUGUUGCAAUCAGACUAUUCAGUGUCAGUUGAAGAAUGUGUUAAUGCCUUAUACAAAGCAAAAUGGUAUGGAUUUUUUGAUAUGAGUGACUUUGAUUUGGAUGAAUAUGAAAAAUAUGAGACUGUGAAGUAUGGUGAUAUUAAUUGGAUUGUACCUGCUACCUUAUUGGCAUUUUCAUCACCACAUUCUCGAGAUUAUAUUGACAAAUCUGGCUAUCAGAUACAUUCUCCAGCUUACUAUUACCCCUAUUUCAAAGAAAACAAUGUCAAGCAUGUAGUUAGAUUAAACAGUAAAAAGACUUAUGAUGCUAAACGUACCUUUGUAACAGUAGCUAAUAUUCAACACACGGAUUUGAUUUUUACCGAUGGUACACCACCUUCAGAUGCUAUUCUUAAAUAUUUUUUGCGUCUUUGUGAGCAAUAUAUUGAUGAUAAUUGUGAAGUUGAAUGUACAAAUAAUGAAAAAAGUGAACUAAAUGAAAUCACUCCAAAUAUAAUUAUAAAUAGUGAAGCUAAUGUGGCUAAAUAUUCAGGUGCUGUGGCUGUACACUGUAAAGCUGGAUUGGGAAGAACUGGUUGUUUAGUGGCUUCAUAUAUUGUGAAGCAUUGGUCAUUUACGGCAGUAGAAGCUAUAGCAUGGACUCGUAUAUGUCGACCUGGUUCAGUAAUUGGUGUGCAGCAACAAUGGCUAAUUAAUAAAGAAGAUUAUUUAAUAACUCUUGGUAAACAAUGGCGAGAAAACCAAAAAAAUGCUGGUAAUAAAUAUAAACGGUUUACAAAUGGGGUGUACAGUGUUAAACGGCAUACCUCCAGUGCUAAGGCAUAUGAGUAUGUAGAUCCACCACCUAAUUUAUACAUCAGUAAUGAGGAACAAUUCACCAGCAGUUGUAGUGGAGAUAGUGAAAUAGAAUAUGAAGAAUCUGAAGAGUACAACCAAAACAGACUGUCAUCUGUCUUAAAAAAUAAAUUAAAGACAAACAGUCAUGUCCUUCCUAAUAUCCAAAGUGAUGUCUAUGUACCAAACUUAAGACAAAAGAGAUCAGCCUCAAAAACAGAGGACCCUAAGCCUAAGAGUACAUUUUCAGCAUUAAAAAAUAUUCGUCGAGUUACAAAUGCAUCUAUUGGAAUAAGUAUGAAUAAUCUGGUGAAAAAAAAUAAUACUGCUCCAACUACAAUUAGUAUCACAAAAAGUAAUUUAAAGGCUUCUAUAAUCGGAAAAAAAAAUACAAAACCAAUAACUGUAUGUAAAGCUAGCACCAAAACAACAAAUACAUCAGAAACAGCAAUAACGGACGAAACCAAACCAUCUUAUGCAUUAGCUACUGUGGCAUCAUCUGCUCGUGUAUCAAGGCGUCUUCGUAAUCAAAACUGCAUUACUAAAUAAAAUAGUGAAUACAUUCAUAACACUGAGUUAAUUACUCACAAUUAAUGAAGAAUGAAUAUUCUUUUUGGAUAGAAGCAUCUCAUACAUUAGAGAUUUAGUUAUUUAGAACAACUAAAAUGAUUGGUUAGAUUUUUAAUGGUCUUAGUCUUGAAUGUGUAGAAAAGAUUCAUUUUGAGUUCGGUAUUAAUUUAUAGUGGUUGGCGCUUAUUCAAAUCAGGCAUAAACGUAUAUCUUGAUAGUAUUAUUUUAGUGCUUAAAACUGGACAUGUCUACAAUAAGAGACUGGAAUUUUGUUUGUAUUUUUUUAUUGACUGAUAGGAAUUCGUGAAAAAAACCUAGAGAUGACAAAAUUAAAAAAAAUGUAUUUAUUUGUUUAUUUUUGUACAGUGAUUAUUAAAAGUACUUGCAAAUGCAUAAUUUUAAGGGGUAAUAUACAUCUAAUUUUCAUUUUUAUUAGCACAGUUAAAAAUGUUUCUUGAAUACAUUUACGUAAGUAAAGAUAUCAUGUGGUAUCAAUUAUUAAAAAUAUAUUGCAGAAAAUUGAGAUAUUGUAAUAAGUCAACGUACAAUCACAGAUAAUGUUCUUAAGUUUAAGUUUGAUAAUACUGUGUACAAUUUUUGGUCAGUUUGCUUUAAUAUAAAAGCUAACAAUACUAAAUUGGUUCUGCUGAAUUAAAAUUUGCACUGUUGCAAGUCUAUAUAAGAGCAAGAAAAGUUAAAACAAAUAGUUUGCUGACAUCCUCUUAAAUAAGAAUUUGACUGAACUUUUUGUUUAUUUCUUGCCCAAUUGAUGUAUGUUACUCAUGUAAAUUUGGGGUCAUUCAUCUAAAUUAAUUAUGCCCGUAUGUGUACCCUUCCCAAAGAUGACCCACAUCAUACAAAAUAUGCCUGUACAUUUUCAUGUCCAUGUAAUUUAAACAUAUAUAUAAUAUAUUCUAAAUAAAUGUAUCAAAUCAACCAUAGAUAUACUCCUGACAAACAACAUAUUACAUAGGUUAUUCUUCUGAUUGGAUUUUAAAAAUGAAAUUUCAUUUUAAUUUAUAAAUAAACUAUUUUUGUAUCAAUUAAGCACCAAUCAUUAUAUUUUUUAAAUCGAACCCUAGGAAGUACAAGUACCUAUGUUUAUCAGGUGUUAAAUGAUUUUGAUGAAAAAUUGAUUGGGUUUGCAGGGGCUUUAAUAAGAAACUGUGCCUGAAAUUAAUGUUUGGUGAUAAAUUAUGAUAUUCUUUAAUGUUAGAAUUAUAGGACAAUUUAUGUGGAUCAUGUCAAUUUAUCAAUAUAUAAUAUACAUAAUUGGUUAAAAUACACUUUUUACUUUUACAAUAUCAGAGUUUAACCAUACAAGUUUAUAUAACUUAAGUACUCCUAAAUCACAAGAUUUUCUUUAUGGUCAAAUAGUGUUUUCAUAUUCAUUUUCACUCAAUGAAUAGUGCCAUUAAUCAAACAUUUACUUUGAAUUUAAUAUUUAAUUAGGUUUUUUCUAGUUUAUUAUGAGCUAAUAAUGUUUUUUUGAUUUUAGAUUCUGAGUGAAAUGUGUAGUCUUGUAAUACAUUUUAGGUAAUAUAAACAACUGCUCAAAUUAAAUUUUUCACGCUAUCAUUAAAAUGUAGCUUUGAAAUAAAAAUAAUAAUAAUCAUUUGCAUAGAUGUAGCUGUCCAGUGUCUGCUAAUAUUUCAUUUUGAUUAUUUUCUGAUUACCAAUUAAUUACAUAUAUUUGUAAUCUAUUGCCAAAAACUCAAGAAAUACUUUUAUAUCUAUAUGUAUAGUAAUAAAUAUGUGUAUUGUGAUAUUAAUUUCAUUUUUAUUUUGAUUAAUAUAAAAUAAUACAUUUAUUAGUCCUAUUUUUAAAUUUAAUUAAUACAAUAAUACUCGUGUUACAUGUACUUAUUCUUAUUACUAUGAUUUGAUAUAAAUAAUAACAAUAAUAAUCCGGAUGAAAAUUUGUUUUUAACUUUCUUCAAAUGUAUUAAACAGUUUAUGUUAUUGUAGGUGUUUAGUGUUUAACCAACCCAACACAUUACUAUUAAGUGAUUGUCACUGUAGAUAUUUAAUAAUAAUACAAUUUUUAAAUUGUAUGUUGUUCUUUAAAUUAUUUUAUACCUAAAGAUUUAAUUUGUAGACCUUAUAUAAUAUAUUACUAUUAACUAAGUUAGGUAUUAGAUAUUAUAUUAUACAAUUUAUGUAUGCGAUCCUAGUACCAUAGGUAUGUAAGAUAUGUACUUGACUUAGUUUAAAAUUAUGGUUGGUUAUAAAUUAAUUUUGUUUUAAUAGUAUACCUAAUAGUACAUUGAUACACAUUUAUUAUUUAUAUAAAAAUCAUAAUAUUGUGAUUGUUGAGAUGUAUACAAAUUAUAUUAUGACUGUAACUUCUUACCUAGUUGAUCAGAUGUUAAAGUAAAUUUUAAUUGUGUUUGUUAUAUUAAAAUUUAGUGUAUUUGGUUAAAUAAUAUUGUUUGAUAAAAUCAAGAUACAAUUGAUAUGCAAACAUUAUCAUAUAAAAUCAUAAUAGUUGUGGUAUAAUGUCAUAAUUAAAGUUAGUUAGGACGUGAAUGAAUUUUGUCUAUUCAUUUCACAUAGGUCAUAGGAAUAUAAUCAAUUAUUGUUUUUUUUUUACAUUUUAUGUAUAUGAGCAAUAAUGUAGUGUAUUUACAUAUUUUUAUGUAAUCACUAUCUAAAAUACUUCUUAAAAAUGAAAAAUGUUUUGACUCUAACCAUACUAAUAUUAUGUUGAAGUUAUUGAUGAAUAAUAGAUAACAAUAAGUUGUACAA